UGUGGUGCACUCACUGGAUAUUUACCACCGUCCUGAAGGUUUGCUGUUUACUGGCUGUUUCCUGUCUGUGCGGGCUGUUUAUUAGAAACCCUGUCGUCCCUCCUCGGUGCUUCAGGAGGAGUCUCAGCUCUUUAGGAUCUCACCUCUCAUCGCGUCUCGGUUUGUGUUCAUCCGCGGACACACCCUCAUAUCUGAGUUUAAGGGUCGAUCUGUGAGGAAUGGCCUAUCCAGGAUACGGUGCUGGUCCCGGUGGAGUCCCCGGUGGAGUCCCCGGACAGGAUCCUCUGUAUGGAUAUUUCUCAGCUGUAGCAGGACAGGACGGACAGAUCUCGGCAGACGAGCUGCAGCGCUGCCUCACACAGUCCGGCAUCUCUGGCUCAUAUCAGCACUUCAGCCUGGAUACCUGCAGACUGAUGAUCAACAUGUUGGAUAGGGACAUGUCCGGCUCCAUGGGCUUUGCUGAGUUCAGGGACCUGUGGCAGGCCCUGAACGGAUGGAAGAAUACCUUUGCGUCCUACGACCGGGACCACAGUGGAACGGUGGAGGGCCAUGAGAUGCAGCAGGCCAUCACCUCCAUGGGUUACCGCCUGAGCCCUCAGGCCAUGAACUGCAUCAUGAAGCGCUACAGCACAAACAGCAGGAUCACCUUCGAUGAUUUCAUGAGCUGUUGUAUAAGACUCCGCGCCCUGACGGACCAUUUCCGAAGGAGAGACACGACCCAAAAUGGCAGCGCCACAUUUCAGUAUGACGAUUUCAUCCAGGUCACCAUGAGCGUAUGAAGAAGAGAAGACUGAACAGAAAUGACACACAAGCCUUUUAAAACCUUCUUAUAUUAACCCUGUGUAAUUUCUACAUGUAUUUUUACACUCUACCUUUUUAUUUCUGUUGUAUUAACUCUCACAUUCCAGUUUAAUAUGAACAUUGCAUAUUGUAACUAGCAGGAAUAUUGUAACCUUAGGCUGUACCAGCAACAACCACUAGAGGGCGUGUGAGACUGCAUCACUAUCACUAUUACAUUUAUAGACUUUUACCUCAACAUUAACCAUGUUAGCCCAAAGUGUGAACAUGAAAUGAAUAAACAUGGCCACCACAAACAAAA
Lates calcarifer (barramundi perch) is the source of this 1099-nucleotide messenger RNA. It is a transcript of the gene sri, whose product is annotated as sorcin. NCBI's taxonomy places the organism in Eukaryota, Metazoa, Chordata, Actinopteri, Centropomidae. Gene Ontology annotation, molecular function: calcium ion binding. The transcript is spliced from 8 exons. The record is from RefSeq and is a predicted model, not a curated record. Bases 219 to 779 code for a protein of 186 amino acids.